Molecule: messenger RNA, 4335 nt
Organism: Hermetia illucens (black soldier fly)
Lineage: Eukaryota; Metazoa; Arthropoda; Insecta; Diptera; Stratiomyidae
Gene: c12.2
Product: von Willebrand factor A domain-containing protein 8
Exons: 10
Coding region: 119-4279 (1386 amino acids)
Cellular component (GO): cytoplasm
Molecular function (GO): ATP hydrolysis activity; ATP binding
Source: RefSeq, a predicted model, not a curated record
UACGCGCUCGGCCGAGCGGCUGCGACUAAUCAAGUAGAGAUUUAGUUCUUGUCGGUGGUGUUUCUAUUUGUUGUGUGCCCAUGUGUCCACUUAGGAGUUAAGAAUUGAUUGAGUGAAAAUGUGGCUGACGAGAGGUGCAAGUGUCUUCCGUGGUAUGCAAGUUACUCAUCGCAAUUGGAUUAAAAGGAAAACAGCAUGCAAUUAUGGAACGACAACGGGCGAAGGCCGUAUAACCAUUGAUGAUGUAACGAAAGAGCUCAAGACUCCCAAGAAUCCGGAGCUAGUACCGCAGAAAUAUGUGAGUGUUGACGAAACGGGCGCCUACGCGCUAUCCCAGACGGCUCUACACCACCUUCGAUGGAUGAUGCAGAAGGAUAACCUUAAACAAGAUAUGUUCCUCCUGGGCCAGCCAGGACCCCUUCGGAGAACGCUCGCAAUGCAGUACUUGCAAUUGACUCAGCGCGAAUUGGAGUACAUCGCCCUGAGCCGCGACACAACCGAGAGUGACUUGAAGCAGAGGCGCGAGAUUAAGGACAAAGCCGCUGUGUACUUUGAUCAGUGUGCGGUGCGGGCAGCUGUGAACGGACGUAUUCUGAUCUUGGAUGGAGUCGAACAUGCAGAACGGAACGUCCUUCCAAUUUUAAACAAUCUUCUCGAGAAUCGAGAGAUGCACUUGGAAAAUGGGAAGUUCCUAAUGUCACCCGAGAGAUAUGACAAAUUGUUACAAACAUACAGCAAGGAAGAACUGGACAAAUGGGGAUUGCUUCGAGUAUCGGAGGAUUUUCGAGUUAUCGCCCUGGGGCUGCCCACCCAAAAGUAUAAGGGUACUCCUCUGGACCCCCCAUUGCGCUCUCGGUUUCAGUCAAGGAAUGUCUCACAUUAUUCUUACAGCGAGGUGUUUCGAGAAUUGCAUGAUGUGGCGCCGAACUUGGAGGCUAGUGAGUUACAAAAGUUGGUAUCGUUUGGUAUGGCGGUGUUGGCUUCUGAUUCAACAUCGAGUUUGCCAGACUUCCCUAUUGACAAUUUGCGUAGUGUUGCUCAAAUGAUGGAUUCGAAUCCUGCUAUAACCGUACAUGAGGCGUUACUUCAUCUGUAUCCCUUCAAGACACUGCUACCGAGAGAAAGCCAGGACCAAAUAACGACUCUAUUUGAUUCUCUGAAAAUACCAAUCACGCCUAAUAGGCCAAUCAAAUCAAUCGAAGUUACAAAAACCGAUUCUGAUUUGGUGGACUUUCAAAUUGACGGCCACACAAUAGCUGUAAACGGCGGCCCGAAAAAAAUUCGGAAAACUGAAGGUUUCAUUGAUAUUGACUACCAACGAAGCCUCUUGUCCUCUAUGAUUCAAAUGUACGCCGUGGGAGACAUUUGCCUGAUAGGACCCAAAGGCGUGGGCAAGUCCACCCUUUCACUUCAACUGGUGAAUUGGCUCGGUCAAUCGAUUGAGCCCAUGGUUUUGUAUGAAGAUAUGACGUCGAGGGAUUUGAUUCAACAACGGGUUACCACACCUGACGGCGAUACAAUUUGGAGAGAUUCUCCUUUGGUGCGAGCAGCGAAGACUGGUAGCGUGGCUAUAUUAGAUGGUAUCGACAGAUUACAUAAAAGCACGAUAACGGUGCUUCAAAGAUUGAUUCAUGAUCGUGAACUCCAACUUUGCGAUGGAAACAUUCUCGUCCGACGCGAUCGCUAUGAGGAGCUCCUGAAGACUUUCUCCGCUAGGGAGCUGUUCGACAAAGGUAUUCUACCCAUUCACAAGUCAUUCAAAAUCAUUGCUCUGGCAGAUCCACCCAAUGUGAGCUCUUCAAACAACUGGCUUACAUCCGAAAUACUUAGCUUGUUCCUAUUCCUCGAGAUACGACCUUUACAUGCAACCGAGGAAAUGAAAAUCAUCAACAAGCUCUACAGCAAUCUCGAUGAGAAUAUUCAAAAAGUCGUAAAACUAUCGCAUAUUCUGCGUGAAUCGAAGGAUCCAAUGAUGCAAAGUCUUUCGACGACAUUGUCAACUCGUCAGCUUAUCAAGAUUGCUCAUCGAAUGUCCGUCUAUCCACCGGCAAAGGAAGGAGAAAGUUCAUUGAAUUCGGUUUACGAAAUAGUUCAAAACGCUUUCCUUGCAAAAUUUUUGCCUGCACUACCGAGAGCAGCGUUGGAAAGUGCAAUGGAACGGGCAGGAAUUCACAAGCCGUCAGCAAAGAUGGCCAAACAAAAGUCAAUUGAAGUGGAAGGGGAUGUGCUUCGCAUAGGAAAUACGUCAUAUACAGUUGUGAAAACAGAGGCUGAAAGUAAAGUUCCUAGUACACUGUUUUAUGAUGUACCUCAGCACGUGGAAAUCUUAGAAAGACUCCUUCAGGAUUUCAUGAUCGGAGAACAUCUUUUGCUGGUUGGUAAUCAGGGCGUGGGCAAGAAUAAGCUAGUCGAUAAAUUGCUCUCGCUUAUGCAUAGGCCGCGGGAGUAUCUACAACUUCAUCGCGAUACAACUGUACACAGUCUCACUGUACAAUCAAGUUUACGUGAUGGGAUGGUGGUUUUCGAGGAUAGUCCCCUUGUGAAGGCUGUGAAAUCGGGACAUGUUCUGGUUAUAGAUGAAGCGGAUAAGGCACCUGUGAAUGUGACCUGUAUUUUAAGAACUCUAGUGGAAAAUGGUGAAAUGACGCUGUCAGAUGGUAGAAAAAUUGUCCCGUAUGGGAUGGAAGUAAACACCAAAGAUGCAGAUAAAGUUAUCCAGACUCAUCGUGAUUUUCGUGUGAUAGUUUUAGCCAAUCGUCCCGGAUUCCCUUUUCUGGGAAACGAUUUCUUUGCAUCUUUGGGGGACGUUUUCAGUUGCAUUGCUAUCGACAAUCCAUCACCAAGCUCAGAAAUAUUCCUCCUUCAACAAUAUGGUCCUUCUGUCCCGAAAACUACUCUUUCAACUUUAGUGAACGCAUUUGGAGAGCUACGUACCAUGGCUGAUGAAGGGUUGCUUAAUUAUCCCUAUUCAACGCGUGAAGUAGUCAAUAUAGUAAAGCAUUUAGAGAAAUUCCCUAAUGAAUCGAUGUCGGAGUUAGUUGGGAACGUUUUAGAUUUCGAUAAAUAUUCCCCAGAAGUGUUAGAUCAAGUAACUCAGGUGCUGUUGAAACAUGGAUUAGCCAUUGAAACGUACGCGAAAAAUGAGCUGGCAAAAGAAAGAAAGAAGCGAGAAAUCCAAAUGACUGUUGAACGCAAAAGUGGAUUAGAUGUUUCACAACCUAAACACGGCAAGGUAGAUCCCAAGAACGAACCGCACGUGGGUGGAAAUACAUGGGCCGGAGGUACUGGGGGUCGCGAUACAGCCGGUCUUGGUGGGAAAGGUGGACCAUAUCGCCUAGAUGCCGGUCAUACCGUUCAUCAACUAUCUGACGCAGAGAAGGAUGACAUACCUGAAGAAGUGAAACUGGCUGCAAGAGAAAUGAAUCGAAAAGCUUUCGCGGAUAAACUCAAAGAGAUUCAAAUGACGGCGUAUGACCACAGUGUAUAUGAGCAGUUCAGUGCGCCAAUAAGAAGACAAGUCCAGCAGCUGAAAGCAAUUUUAAGUGCGUUGCAAACAAAGAGUAAAGAACGUCUUUGGCAGAAAUAUCAAACUGCGGGCGAACUAGAUGAUACAAGGCUGAUAGAGGGAAUCACGGGAGAGAAGAAUAUUUACAGGCGGAGGGCGGAUGUCAACCCUUUUGCGGACCAAGUUCAAGAGAAACCAAAGCGUUUAAGAUUGAUUGUCGAUGUGUCUGGCUCGAUGUAUAGAUUCAAUGGUUACGAUGGACGUCUGGAUCGUGAACUUGAAGCUGUUGUUAUGGUCAUGGAAGCAUUCGAAGGAUUCGAAUCGAAAAUUGUGUACGACAUUAUAGGGCACAGCGGCGAAUCGCCUAACAUACCAUUUGUACAAGUGGACAAAACACCAAAAACCGACAAAGAUCGAUUAGAAACAAUCAAAAUGAUGCACGCUCAUUCACAAUACUGCUGGUCGGGUGAUCACACAUUGGCCGCCACUCACCACUCCAUCGAUAGCCUUUCCAAGGAAGACCACGAUGAUUCCAUUGUGAUAGUUCUCAGUGACGCGAAUUUAAGAAGAUAUAAUAUAAAUCCUAAGAAGUUGUCGGAGAUUCUGAAGAUGGGUGAACCCAAGGUUCAAGCGUAUGUUAUUUUCAUUGGAAGCUUGAGUGAAGAAGCUGAAAUUAUUAAUUCCAAAAUGCCUGCAGGUCAUGGCUUUGUGUGUAUGGAUUUGACAAAGUUACCACAAAUUUUGAAACAGAUUUUUACUUCAUCAAUUGUGUGAGUGCAAAGUGUGUAUUAGUGACAUAUUUAAAAAGGAAAUAUAGUAAUAAAUUUUUU